Pocillopora verrucosa is the source of this 1391-nucleotide messenger RNA. RefSeq lists its product as uncharacterized. Gene Ontology annotation, biological process: carbohydrate metabolic process. Lineage: Eukaryota; Metazoa; Cnidaria; Anthozoa; Scleractinia; Pocilloporidae. The record is from RefSeq and is a predicted model, not a curated record. Gene Ontology annotation, cellular component: extracellular region. Gene Ontology annotation, molecular function: chitin binding; chitinase activity.
UUUGUCAGCAAGGAUGAGUAACCUUUUUUCGUUAAUUGCGGUUUUCCUUUUCACCUUUGAAAUAGUUUGGACACUUAGAGUCCCUCGCUCGACGUACGCCGGCCGCCAGCUGCUCGUAGGAUACUGGGGACAAAACGGAGCAGGACCCGCAAAUGGCCCAGCAAACUACGAAAAGUCGCUGCUUGAAGUGUGCAGGACAACAAAAUACGACAUCUUGGCUGUGUCUUUUGUCAUUGUCUUCUUUGACCCAAGAAACAAAGGUCUUCCAGCGCUGAACUUUGCUUAUCACUGCGAGACAUCUGUUUCUCCAGAGUAUCCUUUCCUGUUGAGAUGUCCAAAAAUAGAAGAAGGGAUAUUAGAAUGUCAGAAAAGAGGAAAGAAGGUCUUGAUGUCUAUAGGUGGUGCCACAGGUGAUGGAACUCUACCCUCCGCUUACAAGGCCAGAGAACUUGCCAGAACUCUGUCCGAUUUGUUCUUAGCUGUGGGAAAUCGCUACCAAGAUUUGAGACCUUUUGGAAGUGCUGUCAUGGACGGUAUUGAUCUUGACAUCGAGGGAGGAGACAAGAAACACUACGGGGAGUUUAUUCAGGAAUUGCGAACGCUCAUGGACAACGACCAAUCAAAGGGUUAUCUGAUCACAGGCGCGCCUCAGUGCCCAUAUCCCGACCACUUCCUAGGACCUGGGCCGGGAACUGGCCUGGAGGAAGCCGGUCAUCUCGUGGACCAUCUUUACAUUCAGUUCUACAACAAUUACUGUCACACCGGGGCUGGUGACUGGUUCACUGACACUCUGAAUAAAUGGCUAAAGUUUGCUAGUGGUAAGACCCCGCAGGGACCCUUGAUUUUUAUCGGUCUCCCUGCGGCCACAAAGGGCGCCAGUGGUGCACAUUUUUACAGACCACCAGCUGAGCUGACGAAGAUGUAUCAGGCCGUCAAAAAUCUGCCAGGCAUCGGUGGAAUAAUGCUCUGGGACGUAUCCUGGGAUCAAAACAAUGUCAUCAGCGGACAACGAUACUCUGAGUAUGCUUUUAAGGAGCUUGACGGCGCUAUCGUGCCUCCAGUAACAACUCCGGCACCUCCUCCGCCAGUUAGUACACAGGCUCCUCCUCCUCCGCCAGUCAGUACUCAGGCCCCUCCUCCUCCCCCGCCAGUAACAACUCAAGCACCUCCCCCACCGACUGGUCCGUUCUCCUGUGAGAGCGCUGGUGACGGUAUUUACCCAGACCCCAGUGAUUGCUCCAAGUACAUCCAAUGUUUUGGUGGUCGACAGUUUAACCAGUCGUGUCCAGGAGGUCUUCUGUUUAACCCAAAAACAAAAGUGUGUGAUUGGCCGCAAAACGUGCAGUGCUGAUGUACAGCGGCUAAUUAUUGUCUAAGCGGGAUCAUUAAAA